CUCGUUCGUUGCAGCCGUGGAAAACGUCCCUUUUUCCACGCGACGUCCUCCUCACUAUCCAUCCCCAUCAGUGACAAGUAAUCCUCCCGAAUUCCGGAAAUCGUUAUCCGCGUUACGCGUGUGUUCCCUUUGUCUGUCAGUGCAUCGGUGAUCCAUUACCUAGUUUUGUCUCCUACAACUUUCUAGCGGUGGAGAGAUGUUCCUGGGAGUAGAGGGCAAGGGCUACUUCACAGCUACUUCUUCGUGAUGAACAACCACUGAAGGUGGCAGGUAAUAAAGGAAGACCAAGGAAAUCAUCGAGAAGAAUGUCAAGGCAAUCAGAGGGGGUGGAUGAACGCCCCAUGGAUCCGGGGCUCAAGCUUGGUACCACUUGAAUGCAAAAGACAAAGUACAAAUGAGCAGUACGCGGGAUGGGCAAAUCUUGGCUUUGGGCCCUGUUUCCUGCGACGAUGACAAUGAUGGCGUACGUCACUGUAACGACGGCUACAUCAACUUCGGUACCGUCUAUCGCUAUGACUACUAGCAGCGAAGUCCUCGAUACGAAAAGGGUGGAUAUCGAAGAAGCUCUGGACGUGAUAGAAGCGGCAUCAACCGGAUCAUUGGGUGAAGAUUGUGCCACGACAGCUGGUUUUAAAUCUUUACCAGCUGCCGUAGCACUUGAUCCCCGACGUUACGACACUGCACGUCAAAAAGCUGACAUGACAGCUCUGAUGCUCCAAAAUAUUGGCAUUGCGGGGAUAUCAAGGCAUAAUGUGCUUUUAGACGUGUUAGCAAAGUCACUACUGGUGUCAGUGAACGACGCCGUGGAAACAAGGGUGAUCGCACUAAAUGCGUCCACGGGAGCGGUAAUUAGCGCAGUCUGGUUGGAAAGGAGCCCAGGAAGUGUCGGAGAACCGUUCAAGGUUGAGAGCCACGGACUCCAGCCAGGAUCUAUACCAGAUUCAAAUUUACCAUGGUUCGAAAAUGCUGGUGCCACCACGGAAUUGAGGUCACCGAAAUUCAUGCAGUCACCGGCGAUUGAAUCCUACAGGGGUUGGUGGACCAUCCCGUAUUUCUCCUGCAAAAGUCACCGAUGGUUGAUUUCGUACAGUGUUAACAUACGGCCGCCAGACACUCGCCAUGGGGUACGAGAAUUUUUAAGCAUAGAUAUCGAUAUCAGUGGGCUAGAAGUAAAUCAAUGCGAUGCAUCGUCGCAGAAUAAACAAAAUGAAGUUCUAAGUAAUCAGAUAGCAUCUUUUAGAGGCACGCACAAAUGUCAUACCGAUACAACUCAGUGUGAAUAUCAAAGUCCGAAUAAUCGUAUAAAUCAAAAUGGUGUCGGUGCUGGUUGGGCGAAAGGUGCAUAUGUAUGCAAAUGUCGAAAAGGUUAUUACAGCACGAGCCAACAUCAAUCCACCUUUGAUGGAAUUCUCGUCGAAGCUGCCUGGAAGGAAAUGCAAGAAAACAUAAGCGAUUCGUACGUGAAAGUGUUCCGUUGCUUGCGUUGUGCACCAGGGUGCGCCAAGUGCAAGGGACCCGAACCCUGUCUAGCCACUUACAAUUGGCCAUUCCGAAUCUCUCUCCUAUCCUUCUCCAUUUUCUGCGUGUUUGGUACCAUUAUUCUGGUGGUCUACAUGUAUCAAUAUCGUAAGCUCAAAGUGUUCAAGGUUGCUUCGCCGAUAUUUUUGUCCAUUACGCUUUUGGGUUGUGCUAUUAUGUAUCUCGAAAUGGCUGCGAUAUUUCCUGUUUUGGAUAUGUACUCUUGUAUCGCUACGAAAUGGACGAGACAUCUCGGUUUUUGUAUUUCCUACACUGCAUUGUUAAUGAAAACUUGGCGAGUUUCUCUCACAUACCGUGUGAAAAGCGCACAUAAGGUGAAACUCACGGACAAACAGCUACUGCAAUGGAUGGUCCCUAUAUUGUUAGUAAUGUUAAUUUAUCUUGGUACUUGGACUCUCAGUGCACCGCCAUAUGCCGAAGUGAUAGCUGAUAAUUAUGGUCUGAAAUUCUACCAAUGUUCUUUCAACUGGUGGGACCAUAGUUUAGCAAUCGGAGAAAUUCUGUUCCUUGCAUGGGGCAUUAAAGUGUGUUACAACGUUCGCAAUGCAGAAAGUCUCUUUAACGAGGCCCGUUUAAUAAGCUAUGCAAUUUACAAUAUAGCAGCUGUGAAUAUAACCAUGAUCGCUAUUCACCUUUUCAUUUUCCCUCAUGCUGGUCCGGAUAUCAAGUAUUUAUUAGGCUUUUUACGUACACAACUCUCUACUUCUGUCACCAUAUUUCUUGUAUUUGCACCCAAGGUGAUUCGAGUUCUACGAGGUCAAGGAGAUCAGUGGGAUAGUCGGGCUAGAGCCCGAGGUGUUACAGCGAGCUUUUCUUUAAAUGGAAUCGGCUUAGUAUCCGAGGAAGCGACAGAUUUACAUCAAGAAAAUGAGGAGCUAAAGGAAGAAAUUCAAAGAUUAGCAGCGCAAAUUGAAUUUAUGAAAAUCGUGCACAUGGAAACGUACAAUCGCCACAUAAAACCGAAAGCAGGUGGAUAUUUCACUACUCACGGGCAUGGGCAUAGUCAUCCGUCCUCGGCACAGAGUCCCAUCGCUAAGAGUUCUACAGCCAGUUUUAUACUGAAAACGGCCGUAGAACGAGGAGCAAGCGCGGCCGCGGCUGCCGCGGUCGAAGAUUCUACGUUCCCUUCUGGAAGCCUGCACAGGGCACGUAGAAUGGAGAUUCUUAGGGAACGUAAAGCAGAAAGGGAAAGAGAACGUGAAAAGGAACGAGAAAAGGAAAGAGAGAAGGAGAAGGAGAAGUACAAGGAAAAUGAUCAGGAGAAAGAGAAAACGAAGGAGAAGGAAAAGGUAAGGGAAAUGGGGAAGGAGAAGGAGAAAGAGGCGGAAAUGGAAGAGAAGAAUAAGGACAAACAAGGGGAAACAGAGAAAGAAAAGCAAGAGCUGAAGCAAGAAGGAAAUAUCGAUACAAAUGAACAGGUCUGACUAGUACUAAAUAGCGAAGAGAUAUGGUUAUGACAAACAGUAUGCACUAAGAAGAGAAAAUUGAAGACAAAGCGAAAGGCAACCGAGCGAGGAAAUAUAAAGCAGAAGAAAAAGAGAAAACUUAAAUGGUAUCCUUUAAUGGAAACAAACCGUUCAUGAUUUGUAUAAAUCAAAGAACUGUGUAGUCAGUAAAUAGUGAAUACCGAAUCCGUAUAACGUGUAUAACGUGUCAUUUGUUUGCGGUGGAAAUG
Molecule: messenger RNA, 3214 nt
Organism: Eufriesea mexicana
Lineage: Eukaryota; Metazoa; Arthropoda; Insecta; Hymenoptera; Apidae
Product: probable G-protein coupled receptor CG31760
Exons: 19
Coding region: 411-2963 (850 amino acids)
Biological process (GO): G protein-coupled receptor signaling pathway
Cellular component (GO): membrane
Molecular function (GO): G protein-coupled receptor activity
Source: RefSeq, a predicted model, not a curated record